CUGUUUUUAUUGGCCUUAUGCCUAUUGUAUAAUAGAUUACUUGUUUCACUGGUACACUAUUCUCCUCUCUUGCCACCCUUAUUAUUAUCAUACUCCACAUUCGUGGGCAUCCAACCUUAAUAUCAUACACUUCAAUCAGUGUCCACUCUUAUUACAUUCACCACAACUGUCAGCACCUACCAACGCUAGAUUAACCAUUAAGCAAAAUAAGCAGGUGCUUAGGACAUCAAGGGUGUGGGGAACAGAAAUGAUAAAUGGUUUACAGUACAACAGAAAUCACUUUAAGUUUGCUAAAAUGAUAUUCGGGUUGCCUUAUCUUUACUAAAUUAGAAGCUGAUGUGUUACGUAAGAUUAAUUUUAAGGGUCUGAUUAAUGACUUUGCGAUUUAAAAAAAUAAGUCGUUUAUAUUUUGAAUUACAUAGAUAUGAGGGCACCACAAUCUUUUAAAUGCUUCGGUCCAGGCACCUACCCUUAUCACCAUACAGUACUACUGCCAACACCACCCUUAUUACUGUCAGAACCCAACAUUUAUUAUUAAUACCAUUCACCACUGUUGUACUGAUGUUAGCAUCCUUGUCAACAUACUCCAAAACUGUUAGUGCCCAGUCUUAUUAUAACCAUACACCAUUGUCAGCACUUACCUGUGUCGUUACCAUGCCUCUGAUAUUACGCAGGUGUUUUGUGCAGGAAUCUGUACAUUUUAUUUCCCUAAACUUUCUACAUGGUUAGGAAAAUGAAAAGAAGUCAGGAAAUUUGCUGAAGGCCUUUCGGUGUGUGUGUGUGUGUGUGUGAUUAAGGAAAUUUAAUUGGUUGAGGCAGGUGGACUGUCAACAUCGCUUUGUGUCUGUGUCAAGUGGUUGACAGUUGCGCUGGUGAUGGCUGGACAAACAGUUGUAUUUUUUUUUUCACUACCAGCACCCACUGACGUAUAUAUAGUAAAUACAACAGCAACAAAACUGACUUACAUUAAACAUCACACCUUAGAAUUUUUGUUGACAUUCUAGCGAUUCCAGUAUGUUGUUUGUAUGUGGUUCCUAUCUGGACAACUUUACUACGUUCUUUGGAUCUACUUGUGGUGUGCGGAAGCAUCAACUUGUUCAUAGAAAAAAUUCACGGAAUGUUAAGAGCUGGAUUACAUCCUUAUCAAUGUCCUCAUAACUAAGUAGUAGGUGUGUAACUUGUUUGUCAACCAAGUAGCCUGAGGCAUUUCCAGGAAACAUUACAGAAACCCCAGAAAACUGAAUUCCUGGCUAUGAAAAAGAUGCCAAGAUGAAAAUGAAGAAUGUCGUAGGGUAUAUUGGAGCUGCAUCAAAUCAACUUAGCAAUUGUACCAACUGUGGUAGACAUAGAAACAGCAUUGAACUUAUCAACAGUAUUAGUUAUACUAAUUGCCGUAGAUGUACUAGUUUUAACAAAUCUACUAAUGGAUGAGAGUGAGCAGCCGAUUCCUGACCAAGUGACUGUUAUAGUUCACAAUGCAAAAGGAUUACAAGGGAAGAAACCAGGACGCCAUAAAUUUUCAGUGAUAUUUGGAUUUGGAAACAAGAAAUAUCGGACAUCAGUUGUGAAAGAUCCUAGGGGUAAUCCUGUUUGGAAUGAAGAAUCAGUUCUUUCCAUCAAUAAUUCCUCGGAUGCUUUAUUCUUCAAUGUCACAGAAAAAGAUGAUAUUUUGGGUCAAAUAUUGGUUCCUACAGGCUCUCUUCGUGGGGCCAAGGGAAGAGUUAUUUGUACAGCCUUGCAGCCUCACAAGAAGAAUUCCAAACCAAAAGGAAGUUUAAUAUACCAGUGUUAUGUUUCUAAAUAUCGAGAUGGAGAAGUUGAUGAGAAAUCUAAGCCAAGAAGAAAUAGUUGGCUUACAACUAAUCCCUUUUUGACUUUUAAACGAUCACCUGGUUUCUCUGGUAAUUUCUUUAAGAAAGAACAAAAGUCAACUAGUCACCUUUCAAAUCUGAAUAAAAGAAUCUCUCGAUCUUUUCAUGAUAUUUUUAGUUUAUCGAAGGCUGACAACUCAGAUGAUGAAGAAUCAGAGGGUGCACCAUCAAAAUUAAAAACCCGAAGUACUUUUAAUUUGAGUUGUGCUGGGGUUGAACCAGAAAUAUCCUACAUAACUCCAAAUACUGGUUCAGCUGCUGGUGGCACACGUAUUACUAUUGUAGGUGAAAACCUUGGUUUAAAGAAAUCUGAUAUUGUUACCUUACGUAUUUGCGAUGUUGAUAUUCUUUCUACAUUAGAAUAUGAAUCUUCAGGUCAGAUAUACUGUGAGACAUUGCCAGGUCCUACUGGCCAAGGUGAUGUUGUCAUUGAGACUUCAUUCGGUGGUAAAACUGUUUUGACUGGAGGCUUCACUUUAGUUGCUGCUCGGAAUAAAAAACCUGCACCGAAACCUCCAGAAUCCACACCACCUUCAAAUUUAAACAAAGCCCUCUCUCAUAGUACUUUAGCCUUAGUCACACCACCAACCCAAAUAACAAUUUCUACACCAAAUUCUCCUAAAACACUACAUGGUCAGAAUGAUUCUCUUAACCCUUUUGAAAGCUCAUCGACGCCAAAUUCCCCCAAAGCAUCAACUGAAUCUCGCAAAUCAUCAGAUAGUCAACUGCAAACUCUAAGCUCUAAUAAAAGAUUAAUCCCACCUGAUCCUGCUUCUGUUAAUAAAUUUUCUUCACUUGAUCGGAGAAAGUUUCCUGCUCAAAAUACCCCAAGGAAAAAUUCCAAAGAUCUUGGAGAAAAUCAUGGCAAAGGGAAAAAAGACACUUUUUUGAAUAUCAAAGAAAAUUCUAAAACAAAGCAUGGUGAAAACAUUGAAGGACGUUUUAGGAAAAACUUUUUCAAACACAUGCGUACUGCAAGUGAUGUCCCUCGUGUAACAGUGAAUGAUAUUACUCUUCAGAACAGUAACGAUAGUGUCAGUCUCCAGAAUGGUAAUGAUGGUGCAGCUCUACAGAAUGGCAUUUCAGAGGUCACAAACAACAAAGAGGACUGGAGUGAAGAUGCUAAGUUUGCUGAACUGGAACGCUUGCAAAAGGAAAACAAAGCUCUUCGCCAAGAGAAUGCUGACAUGAAGGCCUACAUUGAGAAACUGCUUGCCAAAGUUCUGCACCAUUGCCCUGAAGCUUUAGCAGCUGAUAAUGAAUUAACUCUGUCACAGUGUUAGUUGGCCUAUUAUAAGGACCACCUGUAUAAUAUUAUGACAUGUGUGUUCACUGACAGCUCAUAAAGACGUCAUCUAUUUUCUGAGUUGCCCACUGAAGAUAAUCAGAUCUCCCUCCACUACACAAAGGACUUCAUUAUAUGACUUUGGAUAUCUCCCCCUCUCACUGAGUUCAUUAGUUGAUGAUAAUGGAGUCACUCUGUUGGUUUUUAUUCUUCUAUUUUUAACUUAACUGAAAAAAAAUGGAAUCUCCAAUGUAUUAAACUCAAAAGUCAGAAUUGUCAUUUUGAUAAAAUAUUUUUACAUUCUUUAUUACAAAACAAUUUUAUAAAAUCUCUAUUUUUAAUUAAUUGUAAAUUUUUAAUUAAUCAUAAGUUUUUAACUAAUUCCAAUUAAUCUAUUUUUAUUUAGAUAUUACUGUUUUCUGUUGAAGUAUCUCUACAUUAUUAACACAAAUAUUUUUACUAAUGCUUAAAGCAAAUACACAAUGAAUUAAUGAGAAAAAGUGUCCAUUUAUUGUAUUUUUAUCAGACACACAUGCACUAAUAUUGAUGUCAUUAUUUAGUUUAAUAUUUUAAAUAUCCAUUCUAAUUGUCAUAAUUUAAUUUUAUUGACAUUAAUUUUUGUAAAUUUUGAAACUAAUUUCAAUGAAUAUAAUUUCUUUUUUUUUUUAUCAAAUUCAUGCCAGCAUGUUUAGAAUAAUCAAAAUUAACCGAAUAGUUACAAAUAAUCUUCACUGAUCUCUGUAAUUAACUAAACUCUACACAUCCCCACACUCCUUAGUGGUCACUACUCUGUAAUUGUUCUCCAGAACAGUGAAUCAUCCAACACAAUGGAAUAUUUCUGAUGGAUGUGUCUAUAAAACUGUUGAUUUUGUAGGAAACUUCCACUCACAAUUCUCUACUUCAAGUCAUCCUAAAAUAUUUUAGGUAAAGGCCUCAAGAUCUCAUGCGGUAGGCCGCUGUUGUAAGGUGUGGUUUCAAAUGUUUCCAAGUGGUGUGUUGUCAUUCUUUUCUGUAAUUUAACAACUUAGAAUAUAUUUUGUGUUCCUAUAUGAAUUGUCAAUAUCUGGAAGCUAUCUCUGUGUAAAAUAUUGCAUAUUACAACUAUAUAUAUAUAUAUAAUGUACAAGCAGUGUUUGGGUUGUGAAUGACUCACAUACAACCAUCCAUUCUUAUGGACUAACUUCCAUAAAAUCUAUUAUAUUAAAAAUUUAAGUUACAUACCAUCAUUGGUAAUAAUGACUUAGGCUCAUUAAAACUGCUUUGAGUGGUUUCAUUGUCUCCCCAUCAUUCUCAAUUAUAAAUAGUUUUAUUGUUAAUUUGUACUUUCAUUGCACUACUGAGUGCAGUUUCAUGCGCCUAGGACGCCUUCAACAAUAUCUGGUCCAUUAGCCUUGAUCUCUCUGCCCAAGUAUAUUGGCAUAUCUCAGGACAUGGUUGCUUUGCUAUUCUUGGGAAUUGUAGGUAUAUAUCUACAUCUCUUCUGUUAGCAUUUCAUAGUACUGACAUAACGUCCAGUGUAUGUAAGGCCCAACUCUCAUGUCUAUGGACAAGUCUUUCUUGGUUAAGACGUAAUGACCAGAAACGAUGUUGUUAAUCAGUUUUUCUCCAUCUCCUCACACCUGGCAUUUACUAUAUUCUGCUUCAGUUUGGAGCUCUUUAUAUCAACAUAAAAUAUAAGCUGAACUGGGUCAGUGACAGUAGAGUGAUUUUCACUAGAACACUAUUACUGCAGGUGCUGGCAGCUGAACAGACAAUUAUUGAGUUGUUGAUUCAGAUUAAUAGUUAUUGAUGAUAAUGAUAGUGAUGAUGAUGAUGAUAGUAAUGAUGAUGAUGAUAGUAAUGAUGAUGGUGAUUAUGAUGUUAGUUGGUGAUGUUGAUGUCAGCUGAUGUUAGAGAAAUGUAUAAAACAAAGAGACAAAGUGAUGAAAGUUGAAUUAAGAAACUGAUUGACCAUUUAUUUAUUGCUGUUUGAUAAUCUACUUCUGAGACAUUUAUAUCUUAGGAAUUGACUUGUCAGAGCACCAUGCUACAUCAUACACUCCUAAAUCCAUUGCUUACAACAUCAAUACCGAGUUUCUCACUGAACGAAGUGCCUCUCUCCCUGUGUGUGCGUGUGUGUAUGCAUGCAAGUAUGUAUGCAUGAUGUUUUCUACAUUACUGCAGUUUUUUCUAAUAGCUUAUGGUUUAUCCAUAGAGCUAAUAUUAUGAUGUGAGCUGGUUAUGUUAUGAUAGAAAGACAAAAUGGGACACAUAAGGCUAUUGCUCCAGUAUGGUUGUAGCCGUAAUGACUAAAACACCACAAAACUAGUAUAAAACUGUACUUCCGUGAAUGCAAGCUUGAAAAUCUUCUGAUAAUCUCUGUUUUGUUUCUCUUGAUAUUUUGAACUUUGUCUUAUCUUUUCAAUCUUAAAGCUACACUGGACAGUCUUCUACCACUCUUCACCAUCAAACUAAAAAGCAAGCAUCUGUUUUGUAAUUUUAUGAAUUGUCUGUGUAAAAUACACACAUUUGUACAGAAGAAAGGUGCCAUGUACAAACACAUUAUUUAAUGUCAUGUCACUGAUAUACACGAUUGUGGUGUGAAAUGUGUAGCUCCUCUCUGCGUAGUCAAUGGGUAGUUAAGAACAUCAAAUAUUUCUUGUCUUGGCACAAAAACAAUUCUUCAGAUAACAAGAGAACCAUUAAAUGACUUUAUUCCUCCUUUUAUGAGUGUUUUCGAUGUCAAAUAAAGAAAAGAUUAAAAGUAAGAGAAAAAUGAAAAAAUAAAAGAACAUUGAAUUUCUGGCAGUGGUUAAGAACUAAAGUUUGGUACACCCACAUCUUGGAAACGGUUUUGGUUUGAAAUUUUAUUUCGUUUUUCAUAGUAAAAUACUAAAAGCCCCUGUAAAAUAAUAAAACAACCUGUAAUAUA
This is a messenger RNA of Octopus bimaculoides (California two-spot octopus), 6067 nucleotides long. RefSeq lists its product as uncharacterized. The record is from RefSeq and is a predicted model, not a curated record. Lineage: Eukaryota; Metazoa; Mollusca; Cephalopoda; Octopoda; Octopodidae.